Molecule: messenger RNA, 2959 nt
Organism: Onychostoma macrolepis
Lineage: Eukaryota; Metazoa; Chordata; Actinopteri; Cypriniformes; Cyprinidae
Product: GTPase IMAP family member 7-like
Exons: 2
Coding region: 1-1623 (540 amino acids)
Molecular function (GO): GTP binding
Source: RefSeq, a predicted model, not a curated record
AUGUCAGAGAUCUGCUACAGUUCAGAUGAUCCAGGGAUCCGGAUUCUUCUGAUAGGCAGAUAUGGUUCUGGCCAAAGCUCAUCUGGGAACACCAUACUGGGAGAAAAGAGGUUUAAAGUUAAGAAGCAUGAAACUGAAAUUUGUGAGGGUAAAACACAGAUUGGAGAAAAGCGGGUGCACGUGAUUAAUUCUCCAGAUCUACUGGAUCCAGAUCUGUCUGAAGAGAAGCUGGAGGAACUGAAAGGGCAGCUGGUCUCUCGAUGUUCAGCAGGUCUCAGUGCAGUUCUGCUCACCGUUCCUCUAGAGCAACAUGUGCAAAAUGAGGAAGAGAUCCUGGAUUAUAUUAAAGGUUUACUUGGUCCUGAAGUUCAGAAAUACAUGAUGGUCCUUUUCACACGUGGAGAUGAACUGGAGGAUCUGGAUGAACCACAGACCAUUGAGGAAUAUCUACAAAGCAAAGAUCAUGCAGAUCUCCAGCGACUGGUGACUGAAUGUGGAGGAAAGUUUCAUUGUUUCAGUAACAAGAAGCAUGUAGAAGGUCAAGUCGAAAGAUUACUACAGAAAAUUGAAGAAAUGAUGAUGAAGAACAGAGGGAGAUUUACCAUGGAGCAAAUGAAAAGGAGUGGCAGCAACAGAGAUCCACCUGUCAAUUUUUCAGGAGAGUCUCCAGUGAAAAGUCCAGAUGAGAUUCAACAGACUACUGAGACUGAGAGGAAAGACCAGAUCAGGCUGGUUCUCCUUGGAAAAACUGGAUGUGGGAAAAGUGCCACAGGAAACACUAUCAUCGGCAGAAAAGUGUUUGAUUCUUCAGCCGCUUCAACCUCUCAGACCAAACAGUGUCAGUCAGAAACUACAGUGAGGAUGGGUAAAGAAAUAUCAGUAAUUGACACUCCUGGACUUUACGAUACUGAACUCAGUAAACAGCAGGUUCAAAGAGAAAUAGUGAAAUGUGUAACAUUCGCCUCUCCUGGACCACAUGCUUUUAUUAUCAUCAUUAGAGUGGGUCGAUUCACUGAGGAGGAGAAAAAUACAGUGCAACAUCUCAAAGAAGUAUUUGGAGAACAGAUACUAAAAUACACCAUGAUCCUCUUCACGUACAAAGAUCAGUUAAAGAAAAAUGAAACCAUUGAGCAGUAUCUACAGAAAGCUGAUCCAGCUCUUAAAGAACUUAUACAGAGCUGUGGACGUCGAUUCUUCUUUCUGGACAAUGAGUCUGCCAGUUUCCCACAGUUCAAAGAUCUGAUCAGUAAAAUAGAGAGGAUGAUGGAAGAAAAUGGAGGGACGCACUUUACAAGUGACAUGUUUGAAGAAACAGAGAAAUGCAUUCAGGAGAUUCAGGAGAUUCAGAAGCAGAAACUGGAUGAGAAAUUGAAACAGUUCAAACAGCAGAACAAACGGGUCACUAACACAGAAUGGAAGAAAAAAUACUGGUCUUUAGUUGAGGAGUCACGACAGGAAGCAGAGCGAUCAUUUUCUGAUAUAAAUCUGCACCUCCUGCGAAGCAGCCCAACAUUGACCAGUGAGGAAGGAGCGAGUUCCGCAAAAGAAUCUGAGCACAAAGCAACCGGUCUUUUUAGGGCAGUUAUACUUUCAUUCAGAGAGAGGAUGUGUGUGAUUCAAUGAAAAACCACAAUGAUCAGACACGAGUCAUUAUUCAGCUCAAUUCAAUUCAAGAAUUCAAGUUUUGUUCUCAUCUGACAGUGUCACUGCAGUCAAAUCAAUGAUAUUGCUGAAUAUUAAGUGUAUUUUAAACCCUGAAACUCAAGCCAAAGGUCACAGUGACAAGAAACACAAACUCUGUCAGGUGACAGAAAAAAGAAAAAGAAAAAAAAAAACCUUGGGAGAAAAAACAUUUUGGCUCUGUCCUUAUCAUGCUGCACCACUUUUUUUUUUUUUAAUAUAUGGACAUUUACUCAAACUUCAGUAUCUCGGCUCAUGAUGGUUGUAGCUCCUUGAAACAAAAACAGAUCUUUAGAGUAUGCAAUCUUUCAUGCGAUCAAUUUUACAAUAAGUGGACUACUUGUGAUGGACUGACCCUUGAGAGAAACUAUUUUAUGAUUGAUCACAAAGAUACCAUAGAACAACCAUUUUUGGUUCCACAUCGAACCAUUCAGUCAAAGAUUUUUAAAGAACCAUUUCUUUCUUGCCUUUUUAUAAUCUGAAGAACCUGCUUUCACCACAAAGAACCUUGUGUGAAACAGAAAGGUUCUUAAGAUGUUAAAGGUUCAUUAUGGAACCAUUUCGAAAAACAAAAAAAGGGUUCUUCUAUGGCAUCGUGAAGCACCUUUAUUUUGAAGAGUGUAGUUUCUUCAGCUGUGCUGAGGAGAAAUGACCAUGUAAACAACUUCAGUCUGAGCUGAACUUUGAGGAGAAAAAUGCAGCUUAAAUAAGCAGCUUAAUAUUACUCAGAUCAACUAAAGGAGAAAUAUAAAACUGUUGAGCAAUUUCUACAGAAUGGUGAUCCAAAUCUUCAAUCCCUCAUACGAAAUUGAUUCCUCUGUCUGGACAACAUGUCUUCCAAUUUCCCACAGUUCAAAGUUCUGCUCAGUAAAAUAGAGAUGAUAGUGAAAGAAAAUGGAGGGAUGUCACUUUAAAAGUGAAGUGUGGCAUUUCUUAAUGCAUUCAAGAGAAGAAACUGGAAGAAGCAGCAGUUAGGCUUAGUAGAAGAGUCUCGAUGUGUAGAAGAGCAUUUGAUCAUGACUGGUGAAAUCCUAAUAGUUCUAGCCAGAGUUAAAGAGCACCAGUUCAACUUGCGAACAGAAGUACAGAGAAACUAGCAAAAACAGAAGAUGUGUGAAAUUCAAUUAGAGACAAGGAUCAGACACACACACGACACUAGUCAAACUAAAUCAAUGCAUGCUUUCUUCUUAAACUAUCUCAUUCAUAAGGAAACAUUUAAAUUUUCCUCUUAUAGAAAUUUGCUAAUUUGUAAUGCAAAAAACAAAACAAAAAAACAAAC